CCCAAAGUCACUCCCCCCCCUUACCACGCCGUCACCAUGGGUAAAUCCUCCAAGGACAAGCGCGAUGCCUACUACCGUCUUGCCAAGGAACAGAACUGGCGCGCCCGUUCCGCCUUCAAACUGAUCCAGAUCGACGAGCAAUUCGACCUGUUCGAGCACGAGAACCCGGAGAAAGUCACCCGAGUCGUCGACCUGUGCGCCGCCCCCGGCAGCUGGAGUCAGGUCCUGAGUCGUGUGCUGAUCAAGGGCGAGAGUUUUGGCCGACGCGCCUGGGUCGAGAAGAAGCAGAAGGAGCGCGAAGCCCUCGAGCGAGUCCGCAAUGGUGCUGAUGCGACGACGACGACAACGACGACAAGCACCGAAGACGAUGUCGACAUGGCCGAGCUGAAACCCCGCAAGAACGUCAAGAUCGUCUCCAUUGACCUGCAACCCAUGGCGCCCCUCGAGGGCAUCACCACCAUGAAAGCAGACAUCACCCACCCCUCCACCAUCCCGCUCCUCCUGCGCGCCCUCGACCCUGAAGCCUACGAUUCCUCCACCACCACCACAGCCAUCACCUCCUCAUCCUCCUCCUCCACACCCUCCACCCCCUCUGCUAUCCGCCCCCCACACCCCGUCGACCUGGUCAUCUCCGACGGCGCCCCAGACGUGACCGGCCUCCACGACCUAGACAUCUACAUCCAAUCGCAACUCCUCUAUUCCGCGCUGAACCUCGCCCUGGGCGUCCUACGACCCGGCGGCAAAUUCGUCGCCAAGAUCUUCCGCGGCCGGGACGUCGAUCUCCUAUACGCGCAGCUGCGGACCGUCUUCGAGAAAGUCAGCGUCGCGAAGCCGCGCAGCAGUCGCGCCAGCAGUCUAGAAGCCUUCGUCGUGUGCGAGGGCUUCAUCCCGCCGUCCAUCCACGACGGUCUGAAGGGCAUGGACGCGCUGAAGAACCCCGUUUUCGGCGGCGUGGCGGUAGCGCCCCCGGUCUCAACGGACGGGAAUGUCGGCGUCGAGGUGGUCGAUGAGGACAGCGCGGUUCAAGAGCCCGUUAAGGCGACUCAUAUCGCUCCUGCGGCUGCAACGCUGGCCUCUAACAACCCCUACUCUGACCACAACACGGAAAACCAGACUCAGACUCGUCUCCUCCACGCCGACUCCUUGGCGUCCGUGACUCCCGAACCGCUGGCGUAUAAACCGCUCUCGGAGAAAUUCGCCGUCGAGAACCGCUGGAUCCCGCGGUUCAUUGCCUGCGGCGAUCUGUCGGCUUGGGACUCCGAUGCGUCGUACUCGCUGCCGCCGGACCAUGUUAGUUUGGAUCCCGUUCAGCCGCCCACUGCUCCGCCGUAUCGUCGCGCGUUGGAGUUGAGGAAGGAGAAGGGCGGGGCGUACGGCAAGACGAAGUUGGGGAGUAUGGGGCGGGCGUGAUGGGUUUUCUUCUUUGCUCUUGAGACGUUGUCGAGUUCAACGACAUACAUAAAUCUUCUUGUUUAUACUUAUGCUCAUGCUUGUGCUUAGGAAUGUUUUCAUUUGGCGGCGGUGGGAAAAGUUGGUUUGAAUUGCUAGAUGGGACAAGCGAGGGAGUGGAGUGGGUACGCAAGUUGGGGAGGGAUAGAGCAUAUACCCAUAGAUUUACGAUAGAUGAUACAAGAGAGAGAGAUUAAGCAUAUCCAGU
Molecule: messenger RNA, 1657 nt
Organism: Aspergillus heteromorphus CBS 117.55
Lineage: Eukaryota; Fungi; Ascomycota; Eurotiomycetes; Eurotiales; Aspergillaceae
Product: tRNA methyltransferase TRM7
Exons: 1
Coding region: 37-1410 (457 amino acids)
Biological process (GO): tRNA methylation; cytoplasmic translation
Cellular component (GO): cytoplasm
Molecular function (GO): tRNA methyltransferase activity
Source: RefSeq, a predicted model, not a curated record